CUUUUCUUCCCAACCCAAAUUCUCUGUUUUCCAUCUGUUCUCCUAAAGGCAAAGCUAACAGACAACAUGGGCGCUUUCUCUCUUUCUCUACUAUUCAUCUUGUCUUUCCUUCUCCUUCUUCCGUCCCUCUUUGCCUCCUCUAGUCCUCAAGCUGUUGUUGAUGAAGUGCAUAGGAGCCUAAAUGGUUCAAGGAGGAACUUGGGCUAUCUUUCAUGUGGUACUGGAAACCCAAUCGAUGACUGCUGGCGUUGUGAUCCCAACUGGGAGAAAAACCGCCAGCGGUUAGCUGACUGCGCCAUUGGCUUUGGCAAAAACGCCAUUGGUGGCAGGGACGGUAAAAUCUACGUCGUCACUGACUCUGGUGACGACGACCCUGUCACACCAAAGCCGGGGACUCUCAGGCACGCUGUCAUUCAGACAGAACCCUUGUGGAUUAUUUUCAAAAGCGACAUGGUCAUCCAAUUAAAAGAAGAACUAAUUAUGAACUCAUUUAAAACAAUUGAUGGAAGAGGCGCUAGUGUACAUAUUUCGGGCGGUCCAUGUAUAACUAUACAGUACGUGACGAAUAUUAUUAUACAUGGAAUUCACAUACACGAUUGUAAGCAAGGAGGAAAUGCUAUGGUGCGGAGUAGUCCAUCGCAUUAUGGGUGGAGGACUGUUUCUGAUGGUGAUGGAGUGUCUAUAUUUGGUGGGAGCCAUAUUUGGGUGGAUCAUUGUUCUUUAUCUAACUGUCAUGACGGCUUGAUUGACGCUAUUAUGGGGUCCACAGCGAUUACCAUUUCAAACAAUUUCAUGACGCACCAUGAUAAAGUCAUGCUCCUGGGACACAGUGAUUCUUAUACUCAAGACAAGAACAUGCAAGUCACUAUUGCUUUUAAUCACUUCGGUGAAGGCCUUGUCCAAAGAAUGCCAAGAUGUAGACAUGGUUACUUCCAUGUGGUGAACAAUGACUACACACACUGGGAAAUGUAUGCCAUUGGUGGAAGUGCUAGUCCCACCAUCAAUAGCCAAGGCAACAGAUUCCUUGCCCCUGAUAUCAGGUUCAGCAAAGAGGUUACAAAACACGAGGAUGCACCAGAGAGUGAAUGGAAGAGUUGGAACUGGAGGACAGAAGGGGACCUAAUGUUAAAUGGUGCAUAUUUUACACAAUCAGGAGCUGGAGCUAGUUCAUCGAGUUAUGCUAAAGCGUCAAGCUUAAGUGCAAGGCCCUCUUCAUUAGUCAGCAACCUUGUCUCCGGUUCUGGAGUUCUCAAUUGCCGAAAGGGUUCUCGUUGUUGAUUAUUACUCCUAUGUCCUAAUUUAUAUGACAUAGUUCGAGAGAAAAGGAAUUAUUUAACUUGGUCUUAUUCUACUAAGUGUAGGUCCUAUUGCUAGGGUUGUGUUUUUUAUUUGUCUUUUUUUCGUCCCUUUAAUUUUUUACCUUUUCUAUUUUUUUCCUUUAAGUCUUUUUGACUUGAUUGUCAAAUACAACCUCGGCCUGCUAUUCUCAGCCUUUGGGACUUUCGGUUCUGUUGGUUUUAGAGAAAGGCAAGUUAAGAAGUGUUGAUAUAUACAUCAAUAUAUGUAUUGAUUUUUAAA
Lycium barbarum (goji berry) is the source of this 1578-nucleotide messenger RNA. Its product is annotated as probable pectate lyase 18. The record is from RefSeq and is a predicted model, not a curated record. Gene Ontology annotation, molecular function: pectate lyase activity. Bases 67 to 1278 code for a protein of 403 amino acids. The transcript has 4 exons. NCBI's taxonomy places the organism in Eukaryota, Viridiplantae, Streptophyta, Magnoliopsida, Solanales, Solanaceae.